Messenger RNA from Lactuca virosa, 1246 nucleotides. NCBI's taxonomy places the organism in Eukaryota, Viridiplantae, Streptophyta, Magnoliopsida, Asterales, Asteraceae. The record is from the annotation of a GenBank genome assembly.
AUGAUACAAUACAUCAAUUUAAUUGGGGUUGCAAUUGGCUACACAAUCGCAGCCUCAGUUAGCAUGAUGGCGAUAAAAAGAUCAAAUUGUUUUCACAAAAGCCAUGGAAAGGACCCAUGCCAUAUGUCAAGCAACGGAUACAUGAUAACAUUUGGGAUUAUAGAAAUACUUUUUUCCCAGAUUCCAGAUUUCGAUCAAGUAUGGUGGCUUUCCAUCGUUGCAGCUAUUAUGUCAUUUACUUACUCUUUUAUCGGUCUUGCACUUGGGAUUGCAGAAACGACAGAAAAUAAAGAAAUCAAAGGGAGUUUGACUGGGAUAAGCAUAGGAACAUUAACUCAUGCCGGUACAGUCACUGCAACCCAAAAGUUAUGGAGGAGCUUUCAAGCAUUAGGAGCUAUUGCUUUCGCAUAUUCAUAUUCCAUUAUUCUCAUUGAAAUUCAGGACACAAUUAAAGCACCUCCAGCUGAAUAUAAGACGAUGAAAAAGGCGACUUAUUUAAGUAUUUUUGUGACGACGGCAUUUUAUAUGCUUUGUGGGUGUAUGGGGUAUGCUGCUUUUGGAGAUGAGGCCCCAGGGAAUCUCUUAACCGGGUUCGGGUUUUAUGAUCCGUAUUGGCUACUUGACAUAGCCAAUAUCGCCAUCGUAGUGCAUCUCGUUGGUGCUUAUCAGGUUUAUUGCCAACCAUUAUUUGCAUUCGUGGAGAAAUGGAGUGCACAAAAAUGGUCGAAUAGUGAUUUUGUGACUGCGGAAUAUGACCUCCCAAUUCCCUUUUAUGGGAUUUUUCAUGUCAACUUCUUUCGUGUUGUGUGGAGAACUAUUUUUGUGAUUGUUACCACUGUCAUAGCAAUGCUUAUGCCUUUCUUUAACGAUGUGGUUGGACUACUAGGAGCCUUAGGGUUUUGGCCAUUGACAGUUUACUUCCCUAUUGAAAUGUAUAUGUCUCAAAAGAAGAUCAAAAAAUGGUCAAGUCAAUGGAUAGGGUUUCAGAUACUCAGUUUCGGGUGCCUUUUGGUUUCUAUAGCAGCGGCUGUUGGAUCGGUUGCAGGAGUUGUGUUAGAUUUGAAGACUUACAAGCCAUUCAAGACCAGUUAUUGAGGUUUGAUGAUAUAUGCAAUCUCUACAAGAGUUUUAAUGGACAACUUUUGAUGUAUUCUUAUCUUAUGUAGAUCAAUGAAGUGUUAAUACUUAAAUUUGAAAUAUUAUGUAUUACUAAAUUCAUCUCACUAAUAAUAACGGCGAAUUAGGA